AUGAAAAAUAUAAAAAAAAAAUGGUAUGGGGUGUUUGGGGUAGUGUUGGUUUUGAGUUUGUGCUUUGGGGUUAGAGGAGCACCUCAAGUUCCUUGUUACUUUAUUUUUGGGGAUUCCUUGGUGGAUAAUGGGAAUAAUAAUCAACUGUCAUCAUUGGCAAGGGCUAAUUAUUUGCCUUAUGGCAUCGACUUCCCUAAUGGACCAACUGGAAGGUUUUCCAAUGGUAAAACUACGGUCGAUGUCAUAGCUGAACUUUUGGGGUUUGACAAUUACAUUCCUCCAUACUCAACCGCAAGAGGUAGACAAAUACUCGGAGGAGUUAACUAUGCAUCCGCGGCUGCCGGAAUCAGAGAAGAGACCGGCCGACAACUGGGAGCUCGGAUCAGUUUUAGCGGGCAAGUUAGAAAUUACCAACGCACAGUUUCACAAGUGGUCAACUUGCUAGGUGAUGAAGACACAGCAGCAAAUUAUUUGAGCAAGUGUGUUUACUCAAUCGGAAUGGGCAGCAACGACUACCUGAACAACUAUUUCAUGCCUCUUUAUUACUCAACCAGCAGGCAAUACAGCCCCGAGCAAUAUGCUAAUGUUCUUAUUCAACAAUACACUCAGCAGCUUCAGACUUUGUACAAUUAUGGAGCAAGGAAGUUUGUGCUGAUCGGCUUGGGUCAGAUUGGGUGCAGCCCAAAUGAAUUGGCUCAAAAUAGCAGAGAUGGUAGAACUUGUGUGGAGAGAAUCAAUGCUGCCAAACGGAUUUUUAAUAACAAGCUUAGAGGUCUUGUUGAUCAAUUCAACAAUGCUAAUUCUGACGCAAAAUUCAUCUACAUUAAUGCUUACGGAAUUUUCCAAGACAUAACAAGCAAUCCUGCAGCUUACGGUUUUAAGGUAACAAAUGCAGGGUGUUGUGGGGUGGGGAGGAACAAUGGGCAAAUUACCUGCUUGCCAUUCCAAACUCCUUGCCAAAAUAGGGAUGAGUAUUUGUUUUGGGAUGCUUUUCAUCCAAGUGAGGCUGCUAAUGUGAUCAUUGGAAGAAGAUCAUACAGUGCUCAGUCUUCCUCCGAUGCUUACCCGAUUGAUAUCCGCCGUCUUGCACAGCUCUGAAGAUGGAGAUGAG
This is a messenger RNA of Durio zibethinus, 1111 nucleotides long. Lineage: Eukaryota; Viridiplantae; Streptophyta; Magnoliopsida; Malvales; Malvaceae. The record is from RefSeq and is a predicted model, not a curated record.